AGUUCCACCUCCUCCACCAGUCAAUGUCACAAAUUCCGACGUAAGAGAAACAAGAGUACAUAUUUACUGGAAACCACCCGAACUUCACGAGCUGUUUUCCAUUGAGCGGUACUACAUCACUUAUUUGAAACUUGGUGAGAAGAAAUGGUCAAACAACACCAUCAGUAAUGACGAAUACAAUGUUCAACUGGAUGACUUGGAAAGUGAUACGUUCUACAUUCUCAAGAUUGUUGCCGAGAAUGCAUAUGGUCUUGGCAAAGAAAGCGGCAGAAUGGAAAUUAAAACUAUGAAAGUUAAAGGUACAUCAUUUUUACGCUGGAAAAAUUUUGUCUCGAAAAUUUGAGUAAAAUAAUGCACCCGAAGUGACUCAAACUUUUGAGUAAAAUUAUUCAAAUGUGUGAGAAAAUUUAGUCAUUUUUUGAGUAAAUGAGUAUUUGAGUAAAAUAAAUCUUUACCAAAAUAAUUAAAAAUAAUCGAGUUCUUCGUCGCCAGGGCGAGGGGCUGGAUGCGUUAGGUGGCUCCGGUUAGGAGGGGUUGGAGUGUGGUGAGGGUCAGGUUAUCAAUGUGUCUGUAUGAUGAUAUACAUCAUACAUAAAAGUGCACUUGCAUGUAUGAUGAUGCACAUCAUAGAUUUAAGUAUAUUCGUAUGAUGAUAUACAUCAUAAAAACGAAGAGACCAUGAUGUACCUAAAACAAUUUUUUAAAAUGUACGAAUGGUGAAUAUGAAGCAAUUGCAGUAUAUAUAAAUGAAAUAUUCCCCGAGCCGGCGGCGCGAAGCGCCGUGCGAGGGUACUAAUUCCGCACGGCUAAUUAUACCUGGGUAUGUGAAAACAUAGCGGAGUGCAAAGUUGUCCUCUAUUUUGUUUAUGUCAUGGACGGUUUUCGACGUUAUGCGCAUGCGUGAGUACAAACUCUAUCGUUUUAUGCUUCAGUCAUUUGAAAUCACGCCCCCCCCCCCGGGACAUAGCGGGGAAUUAACAAAAUUUAGCGGGUAUUUAACGCUAUUUAACAACGUGCUAUGCCCCGGAGGGCGGUGGAAUUAACAACUUUUUUAUAACCGGGGAAUUGACCCGGGAUUUAACAGCCGCUAUAUAUAAAUACACCGGGGAUAACUGGGGACUUAAAAUGACACAUAGGGUCGUAAAAACGAAAAUGGCGACUGGCGAAAAACUUCCUCGACAGGUACGUGCGUUUGAAACUUUAUAUUUUAUACUUAAUCCUCAGCCAUCCGCUGCUGUUAAUAUUCAAUAAGUGUCAUGCAGGCAUCGCCUUUUCCAUUGUUUGGAUAUAAUUGGCAUUGUUUACAUUUUAUAUUUGCAUAUUUAUUUACAUUUUCAUAUCGAUAUUUUGAUAUGCAUGACCAGACAUUGUCAAUACAAUAUUCUCAAUUUUCAGGUGUUGUUUCAAUAUCAAGACAGCAGAAAGAUCAUAAAUAUUUACAAUACCGAAGAUGAUAUUAUUUUCAAAAGUGAAGCACAGCUUUAAUAUUACAACAUAACCAUUAUUUUCAAAAAUAGAGCAGGGAGAAUGGAUAGAUGUAGAUACUAUAAAGGAUAUUCUUGACAAAGAAAAAGUGAAUAUGCACACCAGAAAACUAUCAAACUCUGAGGAGCAAACAUCUACUUCACAGGUUUGUACACUGCACAAUACAGAUGUAUUUUAGUAUUUUUCAAAAAUUUUCACACAAAAGCAAAAAACACAGCAGGCUCAGCAGCAUUACCAAUUAAUAUUAUUUAAUAUUUAUUAUUUAAUAUUAAAAGAGAAAAUCCUACUAAAUUAUAUAAUAAAAAAUCCUACUCAAAAAAAUAAAAGUAUCUUAUCAUUAUCAUAUUAAAAACAUUGAACUUCGGAUUGCAGACUGUUGACUAUUUUAACCACAUACAGGUAGCUAAGAGUGUCUGUCUUUCAAACAAUUGUCAAAUAUAUUUCUUGCCGAUCAAGAUGAACGGCAAGCUUGCUUUUUUGCCGAUCAAAAACAAUGUCCUGCCGAUCCUAGCCCUGUGAUUGCAACUUGAUAAUUCUGAGGUGUAACCGACCAAUUGUACUAUUUGUUGCAAAAUUAAAAAAGAUCCAUAUCCAGUCAUCAAACAACUUAUCUUUAUUUUGAGCGUAAGUAUUAAUAAUUACUUCAUUACUGGGUCGAAAGUUCAAAAUAAAUGUAUUAAAGAUAGAGAACAUACAAAUUAUAAUUUAAUAAAUUGCAUGAAUUAUUAAGUACUCUUCAAAUCUAUUAAAUAUAAAUCAUGUUGUACGUAUUGGAACAAUUUUUGCUUAUUUUAUAAAUUGUCUAACUUUUUCCAGUAUCUGAUGCAAAACAGGCAACAUUGUGUAUUAAUAAUCCUGGCAAACUAUCAGUUGGACCUGUUGUGGAGGUAAGGUGUUUGUAGUCUUUAGAAUAAAGUUUUAUUGAUAUUUUUAUUGCCUAAAUAUCUCAGUUACAAUCCAGUAUUUGACUUGAUAACAGACAGCUUUAUCCAGUGCACCCUACUGCAAUUAUAAGAGAUACAUUACAUGAAUGGCUAAUGCAGACAUUCCAACCACUGGAGGUAAAAUUUAGGGAGACUGUUCAGUGAAUUGAAAUAUAGUUCUUCUGGGAAAAAAUAAUAAAAAUUAAGUCUUCUCAAAUGGUGUUUCCUGCAUUUUGGGACUAUGCUGUUAUAAGUGAUCCUAUUCGGGAGACUCCCGGUAAAAUCAGGAGAGUUGGAAUGUCUGAUAAGGCGUAAAAAAACAUACCUGUGGUUCUGGUUUCAUAUUGUGAAAAAAUUAGGGUCGGUAGGUCGGAAAUAAUUUUUUUAAAAUAUCUUUUUCAUGGUUUUUAACUGGGCGAUUUGCAGUAGAGUCCCGACAUCAAUAUUAACUAGAGAUGCGUAUUUCCUAUGGACGAAUUUAGGCAAUUUGGUUCAAUAAUUAGUGUGACAACAGACACCAUUUUGGCACGCUGUAUGAGCAGCCCGCAACCACCUGGAGAAAAUAAGGUUGUACGGUCAAUCGUGCUGAAAAAAUAAUAGGGUCGGCAGUAAAAACCAGAACCACAGGUAUUUUUUUAACGCCUAAUGUAUAAGAAAUAAAGGAAAACUUUGAAAGUGCAAGAAAUAUUCUACUAGAGAGGUAGCUAUAUACUUGUCCACACAAAUGAAAAAUGUGAAUAUGUAGGCUUCUACAAAAGUAAUAAGAAUUAUAAGCAUAUAUAACAUAGGUUAUUAAUGAAAAUUCUCAACGCUGAUUGGUUUCCAUUCAGGUGAUUAUUUAACAAUUGUUUGGCGAAGUGAUUAUCGGUGAAUAUUUACCUGAGACGAAGUCAAAGUGAAUUUUCACCAUAAUCACUAAGCCUGAGAUGAAUAAUUGUUUUAGUAUAACUUCAGUGGUAAAACAUGCAUAUUAAAGUUUUAUAAUGUAAAUGUAGCAUGUAUAGCUAUUAGCUUUGAUCCGAAAAGUUUGUAAUCAAAGUUUGUAAAAUGAUGCUGACCAUGCUUCAAAUUUACAACAUUAAGGAUCAUGUAAAUCAAACUAUUUAAAACGUUUCACAAAGCUUAAUUGUUGUUUUUGUUUAUGUUCAAUUUUGUCAAAAUUAUAAAAAAUCAAAAACGAUAUUGGGAAGCCAUUUUGAAAAAAGCCAGACUAGUAAAAUAUAAUGCCUCAUAUUUAUGUCAGGCAACUAAUCAAAAUGGUGGCAAACCAUUAUUCACUGUUGACGAAGACCUAAGUCACUGGUUGAAACGUCUUAACAUCUUUUUAAAUAAACAUAGUUUUUAAACGUUUUUAUCAAACCAGUGUCAAACCUUUCUACAUCUCAAUAUGUCUAAUCCUGGUUACAAUUUUAACAUUUUAAUAUACAUAUAUUUAAUAUAUAUAUUUAAAAAAAUCAUUAAUAAUUAUAUAUAUAUAUAUAUAUAUAUAUAUAUAUAAAAGAAAACCAACUCAAUCAUGAAAUAAUAAGAGAUACAGAUAACUCUAUUUUGAAAGUUUCUAUAUUUCUCUUUAAUAUAUCUUGUUUUACCAAUAAUUUUAUGGAUAAUUAUAUCAAAGCACUCACUUUUGGUAAAGAUAUCAUAAUUGCUGGAGACUUAAAUUGUGACUUGUUAAAGACAGCUCAAGAGGCAAAGGUUUUGAAUGAUUUUUGUCACUGUUUAAAUUUGACACAGUUAAUUGAUAAACCGACGAGGGUCACGUCAUGUUCGUCAACGCUUAUUGAUGUCAUGAUGACUUCAAAUAAAGAUUUGAUUGCAGAAAGUGGAGUGCUUGAAAUCUAUAUUAGUGAUAAUUUUCUGGUUUACUGUUCACUCAAACUAAAGUUGAUAAAACCGCAUCCAAUUUGUAUCACUGCAAGGAGUUAUAAGCAUUACAACAGAAACCAAUUCCUCUGUGAUUUGGCAUGUAUUCCGUGGCAUGAGAAUUUAUUUGUUGAAAAUGUAAAUGAUAAACUGUCGCAUUUUGAUAGUAAUUUUCAAAAUGCAUUGGCUAGGAAUGCACCAAUUAAGACAAUGAAAAUAAGACAUCGACAAGUACCAUUUGUUGACAAUGAGAUCAAAGAACUGAUGAAAAAUAGAAAUAGAAUACACAAAUUUGCUCGUCUAACCCGAAUGCCACCUGAUUGGGAGAAGAUAAAGUUUAAUGUCGAGAUAAAGUUUAAUGUAAGCUACACCAAGCACAAAAAGAUUAUGUACUCAGUGAAAUAUAUAAUAACCCAAAUAUAGCAUCGAUGUGGAAAGUCAUCAGGAACUGCGUUCCUCGUAAAGAGACCACGAAACCAAGUUAUUCCGGAGAUGUUAAGAAAUUAGCUAAUGAAUUCAAUACCUUUUUUUACCUCAGUGGGGAUAAAUACAUCGGCAACUGCAUUGGCAUUGCUUACUGAACAUGGACUACCCAUACUGAAUCCACCAACAUCUACCGAAAUACCUGAGAUCGAUCAGUUUUAUUUCCAUUCAGUAUCGUGUAGUGAAAUAAGUAGGGUUGUUAUGUCCUUUUCAUCAAAUAAGGCACCAGGAUUUGACAAAGUAUCAAUGGCUGUGAUCAAGGACGCCUUACCAUACAUCCUUCCUACACUUACGCAAAUUGUUAUUGUUCCCUGGAAACAGGUGUUUUCCCAACAGCCUGGAAGAAAGCAGAGGUUAUCCCACUUCUGAAGGAAGGGGAUUAUGAAAUUCUGAAUAAUAAUCGGCCCGUGUUGUUGUUAGUGGCUUCAUCUAAGAUCUGUGAAUGCGUGGUAUUGAAACAGUUAACAGAGUGUAUGACAGAGGAAAAAAUUUACUAAACAUCAAAGUGGAAAUAGGAAGUUACAUUCAACCGAAACAUUAAACAUAUUCAUCUCAGAUUUAAUUCUCCAGUCCACGGAUUGUAGAGAAGUGACUGCUUUACUCUUACUGGACUUGUCUAAAGCUUUUGAUAGCUUAGAUCAUUUCAUUCUGCUAAGAAAACUUUCGAAUAUUCGAAUCUCGAAGCCUGUGUUGUUUUGGUUUAAAAGCUAUUUGACAGGCAGGUGCCAAUCAGUACGUAUUGCAUAUUGCGUCAGUGUUAUCUGAUGAAUGUGACAUAACUUGCGGUGUUCCACAGGGAUCGAUACUGGGUCCGGUGUUUUUAAAUAUAUAUAUCAACGACUUGCCUGGUGUACCAAAGGAGUCCAAUUUGAAGUCGUAUGUGGAUGACUCAAAAAUAUAUUUAGCAUUCUCAAUCAGGGAUGCUGAGUUGGCAGCUAUGAAACUCACAGAAGACAUGCGAAGAAUUACCACCUGGUGCUGUCUUAACAGUUUGUUGGUGAAUCCAGAAAAAACUAAGUUGCUUAUAUUAGGUACUAGGCAAAUGUUAGAACAGGUACCUGAAAAUUUUCAAAUAACUAUCCUUGGUGAGAAUAUUACCCCAGUUGCUGUUGCAAAGGAUUUAGGGAUGAUAUUGGACUCAUGUUUGAGCUAUGACGAACAUAUCGCAAGCGUUGUUUCAUCUUGUAUCACUGGAUUGGGCCAAAUUAGCAGAGUUAAACCUACCUUUGACAGAAAAACAUUAAUUCUUAUUAUAAAUUCCCUGAUUUUUAGCAAAAUGUAUUACUGGUCUGCUGUCUGGUCUAAUACAUCCCAAAGAAAUAUCGAGAAACUUCAAGCGGUCCAGAACUUUGCUGCACGUAUUGUUACAGGAACAAGAAAAUACGAUCAUGUGACUCCUGUUCUGCAACAACUGGGCUGGCUUCCAGUUAAAUACAUGUAAGAGAAGCCAUUUUUGCUUUCAAAUGCUUGAAGGGCUUGGCACCAUUGUAUUUGUGUGAGAAGUUCCAUGUCAGGUCAGAUGUUCAUGGCGUUAACACAAGGCAAAAGAACAUUUUGGAUAUACCAAUGUACAGAUCAGCUGCGGGUCAACGAACAUUUCACUAUAGGGCUGUGUCCUUGUGGAAUUCUCUGCCUCAGUCUCUUAAAAACAUUGAUACUUUGACUCAUUUUAAAGUAGAAUACAAACGUAUGUUAUUAGAAGAAUUUUUAACUGAAAGUGGUGUUUAACAGAUUUAUAGAAUAUUUUGGAACUAUAGCCUAUGUUAUACCUUAGGUCAAAACUCAAACUUCAUUUUUAGAUACUUUUCUAGACAUAGAAUUUCAUAUUUGUAAUUAGAUCCUGAAAAGCCCAAUUGGGAGUAUCUAAUAUUGUAUAAUAAUAAUAAUAAUAAUAAAUAAUAGUAAUAUACAUCAGUGAUUUUAAAUUUAUUUCACAGUUGCCAAGUAGAAAAUACUUGUCAUGAGGAAACUUUAUAGUAAAUAAAACUUUUUAAAUAUUUAAUUCUUUUAAAGCCACAGUUAAGUUUUACUUCAUCCAAAGAAAUGAUCAGUGUUGAUACAGAGAAGAUAAAAAGGGAAUCGCAGAUAUACAUGCUGAAUCCAGAUGAUAAACUCUUGGAUUACCACCGUGCUAUUAAUGAAAAUGCGUUUGCUGUUGCAAGAGAAAAACCCCAUUUGCUUGCUUCAAAAAUUGAAUUACAAAAGCUAGAGAGACAACGAUUACAUGAAUCAGGUUUUGCUUACAAAAGGAGGGAGUCCAGGUCAAAAUAUUUUGGAAAAAUGUCUACCGUAGAGAAGCCAAAAAGGGAAAAACUAGGAGAGGAAAUGAGACAGCAACAACUCAGUCAUGUGCAAGAAGAAUUAAAAGAAGUCUAUCUGCAGUUGAGCUAUGCAUCCCGGCAGCGCGAGAGAUGUGCUAAUGUGAAUAACUUUACGAAAGCCAUUGAGAUGUCAAAAGAAAUGGAAGAGCUCCGCCAGAAGAAAAGCAAAUAUCAAGAAGAGGUAGCGUUACUGCAGAAAAAAGAAUCGUUAAACAAACGCGUGAAAAAAUGUUUGCCAAAAAAAAAGGCAAAACAAAGGGCCUACCUGAAGGAAGUAAUCAGAGCAUGCGUAAUUUUGUCUACAAGAAAAUUGGAUCCACCAAUUCAAGUGAUGUUUCUGCAGGAAAAGAUAUCACUGAUAACAGUUUUGACCAACUACAUUCCAAUCAACAACCCUCAGACAACGAGGAAAGCAUUGACCUCCGCGAAGUCGCAAAGCAGACCUCACAAGAAUCACUUCCAGCCCCAGAGCAAGAUAAUACAUUGACGGCAACCUCUAAUCAAGAAACCAGCGCCAAAGAUACUCAUUUUGACCAAAGUCAAAACGAAAAGGAUUUUUAG
Molecule: messenger RNA, 7636 nt
Organism: Paramuricea clavata
Lineage: Eukaryota; Metazoa; Cnidaria; Anthozoa; Malacalcyonacea; Plexauridae
Source: the annotation of a GenBank genome assembly